Osmia lignaria (orchard mason bee) is the source of this 10271-nucleotide messenger RNA. The record is from RefSeq and is a predicted model, not a curated record. NCBI's taxonomy places the organism in Eukaryota, Metazoa, Arthropoda, Insecta, Hymenoptera, Megachilidae.
CGUUGACGGAUUACUCGCGAGGACGAUAUUGCCGGGGCACAAUCAUUUCACGGAUCACGGUACCGUUGUACCUUUCGCUGUUCGUAUCGUCGCGACAUUAUCGAGAAUCGCGGCCUCGACAAUGGUACCGGUAACAAAGGUUUCCACCGUUCUUUUCUCAUUUUCCAACAUACAGAUAUUUUCUCUUCUCAAAGUUUUCGAAACUUUGUAGAGAAAUUCGACGUCGAAAACACGCGAAGGGAAUGGAUCGUGGAAACAUUCUACUACGAUUCCUCGAGGGUGGCUUUGUUCUCGACUAGUCACGGCACUGAAAUAGCCUAAGAACAUGUAAUUUCAUCAGAAUUCGUUUUACUCGCCCUUCUGGACGCCUUCUUUUUCCCCUGAGAAAGAGAACGUAGGGCGUAAGACGUAGGGUGUACGACCCUUGUUGCAAGCCAGAUGGUUCCUCUUUCAGGUCCGCGCGAUUUCCCAUUACCCUGUCGACCAUUCGUCUACGCGGGUUUCCUCGACCAUCGCCAUCCGGAGGAGAUUCCCCUUCGCGGGAAAGCGUUACUUAUCAUUCGACGCGUUUCGAUCAAUUAUUUAUCGGACUCGUACAACAAUAUCCAAUUUAACCCCCGUCUCGUUUCAUCAUACGCGAUUUCCAGCCGUUUAUCGGCUCCUGGAGCGAGGACCGGAUCAAUCCUCCGCUCGUUUCAGUUUCGUAGCAAGCUGAACACAGGAAAAAUAUCUUCCAGUAGAGAAUAAAAGGCUGACAAAUAGGUCAGCCACCUAGAGAUUACGUUUACGGCAUCGGAAAUGAUUGCGCUCUGUGAAAAUAGACUUUCCCUCCCUCUCCGUUUCCUUUCUUCCCCGUUGUCCCGUUCUCGCUCCGGUUUUCUUAGUCGGCGCGAGAUCAAACGCAAAAGGGGUGCUUUCAUUUUCUCCGUUCGGGUCAGUUUUCUCGGCAAGGUAGUCUCCGUGGCACGACGUUCUCUUUUCGAGCCUUCUGGUAAUGUAAGAACGAGCGACGUGUAACCAUAAAGGAAAUUCUACCCGAGUAAUCUUCUCGAGAACGCUGCAGCUUCUGUCGUUAAAGAAGCGAGAUACUAAAGAAAGAUUCGGUUCGAUCGGGGAUCGCGGAAAGGAAAAUUCAUUUCAGAUUCGUCAAAGUUACAAAGUUCGCCACUCGGAGCACCGCUGAAUUCCCUGUUUUCUGAAUUCACGGGAAGGUGACUGAACAUUCCUUCGGCAUUUAAUCCCGCUGCGUUCGUCGCGCGGUUUGCGAACCACGCGCGCUCAGUCAAUUCCCUCUCGAAGCAUUCGAGACUCUCGACUCUAUGUUAAAGGGGUGAAAAACAGAGACAGAACACGCUGCGGCAGCGAUCAUCGCUUUGCCCUUUUCCUCCAUCCGUGCGCCCGAUUUCCCAACCCUUUCCUCCCUUAUCCGUCAGCACGACAGAAAAAAUACACAGAAAUCGAAUGCACGGCUAACUUUUCGACAAUCCCGUCGCGUAUGCGAUUCUACCGAGAUUCCGUUUUUCCCGGAUGUCAGACAGACCAGCCAUUAUCUCUUAACGAUGUUUGCACAACUCUCGCCGCGAAAUUUUCCGAGAUAAUUAACGUCGGCGCCACCAUUCAUUAACGAAACCCCGGUAACGCGGCCCCCGCUAUCUUUCGAAGCCGAUAGACGAGGUAUCCUCCUUCCGCUCGUUUGCUCCUAUCCUUGGAGAAUAAAUAUCGAGGGAUCGACCUGUUGGUCGUGUGCUCGAUAAGCGAGAAAUGUGCAUCGUUGUCUGAGAAAGAGGUAACAGUUAACCCGUACGAGGGGUUCUCAAGGACCUUGAGAGCUAAGGGGAGUUUCAUCUACGGAGGGAGGGAGAGGGAUACUCGUAAAGGCACUAGAAUUAUCACGGUAACUCUCAGUAACCGUCAAACAUGCCAAAGCUUCGCGUCGAGCGUUCUGAACAAACUCGUUCGAAUCAGUAAUACGUUCGAAAGGGAAGGAAGCAGAAUAAUACUCGGAGCAAGAUGUCAAUGACGGGAAGCUUGAUGGGCUACGAGAACAACAACGAAGUGAAUCAAGCGAAAUGUAAGAAACCGUUGAAACCGCUUCCGAUAGUGUCCAGCAUAAGCUCGAGCGGUGUUUCGAGCACCGCGAAAGCGAGGAAGCCACGAAGAUCGAGCAGACAGAGUUCCUGUAUACGAGGCCACGUGAACAACCUGUGGUCCGUUUGGUACGGCAUUUUAGCGGUCGCGUUUCAGGCUUACAUCGGGCUGAGAUACGCGAAACGUUUCGCCGCGUACUUGUCGUUACCAUGGCCAGCGGACGCACCUCCGCCGAAGGUAGAACUGUACGCGUGUCUGGUGCUGGCCGGUACCGGGGUGGUGCUUCUUCCGGUUCUCCUUGGCGCGGCGUUCCUGAAGCUCGGCAACCUUGCCAACGACGGAGUGAAACUGGGCCGCCACUUGAGCGCGUGCUCCCGCGACCCACCCUCGUCGCUGCUCACCAACAAUCUCGACCACAGUUUGGCAAAUAAUUUAUGGAGGCACGGAGGUCCCACCGCGGCCUUUCUACACCUUUGCACGGCCAUGUGCUUCCUGUUACCCUCGCUGCUCAUGGAAGCCAGGCUGAUACACGCUGGAUUUCUGCCAAAAGAAGCGAUAUGGCGUACGGAUUUGGAUUGGCUAGUGAUUCACCGGGAUCGACUGGUUGUAUCGAGCUUCAUGAACCCGAACGUGAACCUUAGCAUUCUGACCGGUUUCAUAACUCCUCAGCCUUUCGUUACCCUGACACCCGACGACGAACCGAACGACGUAAUUACCACCUUCUCAGAUCUGGAUGUCGUCGACAAAACGAUCGAAACUAAAAGUCGCGAGACUACCAACAAUUUUCUCGGCUUGUUUCGACCACCGAGCACCGGCCUACCGCCACCCAACGCGCCAACUUCCAGUCCCAGCACUACUUCCGGUUCGCUCACCAACUCUAUCGCCACCUCCUCGAUCGAUCCAUCGACCACGAGGGUGACGAAAACUAGCGCCAGCACGACUAGGACGUCGACAACGACCGCGACGUCGACGACGAUGAAAUUCAGGGAAACGGAGGAAUCGGAAACGACGAUCGCGAGGACGACCUUACCACCCUUGUUCCCUUCGUCUACACCGAGUACUUUGAAGAGCACCACCGUCAAAAAUGGAUACCCAGCCAGGCGACCCACCCCCAAGACGAUUCUUAGGAAUAAUAAUCUAAAGAAUAGGUCGAAGACGAAAAAUUUCACGAGACCUUCGACGACGAUCAGACCGAGCAGAACGACCGUCGUCUCCGCUGGAAACAUGACGGCUCAGAGUAUGUCCCUGACGAUGAACAGUCUGGCUGAUUUGGAUCAUCCGGAGAAAUUGAACCUCGAAUUUCAACCCGCCGAAUCUUACGGACCCAUCACCUUGGAGUACCUGAAUUACGCGAUCGCUCUUGGCGUGUACUCCGUCAGGUAUCCCGCGGUGUUCUGGUCGUGCAACAAAGCAUUGGGCACCAUUUUCAGUUUUCAAUUGGUCAUUAAUUCCGCCCAGAGCUUGCUAGCUUACGUUGGGAUGUCUGUUCUUUACAAGGUUCAAGUUAUGGGACCUUUGAAAGUGUUGCCUGUUCUUCGGCAACAGUAUCGGACGAUUUCGACCAGCAGCAGUAUAUCAACGAUAUUCGGAGACUCUUACUUUUUAUUAAAUCCACAUGUCACUCUGGUACUUUUCGCUCUGUCUUCUCUGUUGGUACUGUGUUCGAGCAUGGUGAUGUACUUUUAUGCUUACGGCAGAUUCACGGCGUUCCUGAACCAGGAACGCGAACGUCGAGUGAUCCUGUCGAAGGAGAACCGCGACAAGAACGGCUGGGUUUAUUUUAUCCAUUGCACGGCUCUUUGCGUGUUUCUAGCGAUCGCGAUAUGUAGCGCGCCGUUGUUGUACGAUUACAGCGUCGUUUAUCGAGGCAGUUUGGACGGUGCCAUCUUGGCCUGCAUCGUCGCCACCGUUCUCCAUUUGUUCCUCUGGCUGGUGAUCUGGAUCUUUCUCACCAUUAAACAACGGUGGACGUUCAAAUUGAGGGUGACGAUCGGUCGCGCGACCGUCAGAUCGGCGAGAUCGGUGAAGCUGGUGACCGACGUGGAUCUUUUGUCUGCGAGGGACGAAGAGGACGGUACCAGCGCGCCAUUGCUGGUGGUCGGUAACGGCAGAACGUACACUAUUGCCGACGCCUCCCCGAAGAAGGCCAUCAUGAGCGUGAUACAGAAGGCGGCGAUCGAAAGGAAAGCGCGCUCCCAAGGAAACACUGAUUCGGUCGACGGAGAAUCGACGGUCGACGACGAACAGAUCUAUUGGUUGAGACCAAAAUUACGACCGUCGCCCACCAGGUCGCCGAGCGACGCGAACGGUGUGGCGAACGUGGAAAAGGGUUGGCUGAACAAGAAAUUCAAGCCCAAGGUCACCUUUAACGACCUGCCUAGUACGUCAGGCUCGCGUAAUAAGGGAAAAAUCCGACGAGGGACCGGUGAUGGGGGUCCCGAAGACGACGGAGACUACGCCACGCUACGGGAACUUCCGCUGAUGACGUCACUGGAUCCGGCCGAUGAUUCAACGUCAGAGGAGAACAAGUGGGGAAGAUGGCUGAUAUCCCGUAGGGACGGUAUACCUAAAUUUGGAGACCUACUCGAAUGCGUGAACGACGACCAGGUGACUUACUACGCGAGCGCAAAUCGCGAUCUACAACCUUCGGAGGGGGACCCCUCGCCAUUGUUGACACCAGACCCUUUGCCCGAUCCCACCUCGGAGCCACUUCCACUGCCACCCCCGACUCCAACUUCUGCACCGAGCACCGAAGUUGUUACGACGUCACUAACCGCUAACACCCAGACAAACGGAGGGCAAACGCCGCGAUGCUUGCGUCGAGCAGACUCGGGGAUGCCACACGAAGAACUGACACCACGUUCGGACUCUUCGAACUCUCCGCCGAUGGAUACCGUGACCGGUUGCGGUGGAACAGGCUCGGUCACCGGGCACAGUAACACCAGUAGCCACAGCGAGACAUCUUCGAGCGGUGUGCACAGUAACGCGAGCAACGCGAGCAAUGCCAGCAACGGUAGCUGCCAGCGACGAGCGACCAGCGUGGACGAUCUAACCGGGGAACAACGGAAUUGCGAUGAUUCGCGAGAACAAUGGCGCAGUUGUUCCCUUCAACGAGGCGUACAACCGCCUACCGGUCCCGGUACCGCCACCUUCUUAUCGAACACCGGUCGAGCCGGGACCAGUCAAGCCUUCGCUUCGCCGCAGUACGCGAACCACGUGCCAUUGUUUGUUAACUCGAACUCGAAUUCCAGUUCGAACUCGAGCGCGAAUUUAAACGCGAGUGUAAACGCGAACGUGAAUGGAAACGCUACCGCCAGCGAGGUGGUGAACGCGACCGGUGGUUGUCCGGCGGUUAUCGUGGAAAAUCCAAACGAGGCGACCGUGGUUAUACGUCGCAAGUUGUCCAGAACGAAGCUGACGGAACCGUUGAAUCCUAACGAGGAACCGUUCGGUCGGUCCACCAAUAUGAGGAUGGUGUCUUUCACGGAGAGCAACGAUGUCCGCGUGCACACGGCAUCCGCGACUCUUCCCCAUUACCCGACCCAACCCGCGGUUACCUUCCCUCAUUGCUCCACCAUGCCUUUGCCUCACGGUUCCCACAGCAUGGCAGGUUCGCACAUGGCCGGCUCGAGCGGAAGCUGCGGUUCGGUACCGAGACACGCUUUCGUUCCGCCUCAGGUUCACGCGACCGUUCCCGCUCACACCACUCUACCCUCCCAUCACAACGGUGUCAGACUUCUGCACCCUACCCCGCAAAGCAACCCUUUCGUCAAGAGAUUCCCCCCUGUACAGAUGCACGGGCAGCCCUGGGCUCUGCCCGGCGCGCUGCCCGGUCACCACACGUUUCCCCAAGCGCCGCAGAAUAACGGCAAGCUGACAGCCGCCGCUCAAAUCCGACAGACCGAUCGAGACUCGGCCAACUUCUCCAUGGCCAGCAGCGGCGACUCUGACACGUGUUUGCCUCAUUGAAUCGAACGCGCGGACCGUCAGCUUCGUCUAUCAUUCACCGCUUUUCACUUCCCGCUACCCUAUUCUUGCUCUCGCGGUUGCUUUUCGCGACACUCGAUCGACGAGAAUGCGCGCUUCUUCUCCGGAUCUUUCGAAGACUGAAAAGGUUUCCGAAAGGGCUAGGAAUUUCGUACCCUUUGCCCGACGCAACCCCCACUACAUAUCAUAUCCCUCGCGAAUUCAAGCACCAAAGAGAAGAACGUCUGACGCGUUACGUUUUUUAUUUUUAUUAAUACUACCGUUCGUCAGCACCCAACUUCUCGGCAGUUCUUCCAUAUCAACGAUCUGUAACGUGGUACAGGUUCGUCAAUUGAAAAAGGAACCAAACGGAUACGUUUGUGCGUCGACGAUCUAUAUCCUAACGCUAACGUAUAUACAUAUAUGUAUACUUAUAACCACACGUAUUUAAAGAGAAAAAAAAAUGUACGAGACUCGUCGCAAACAUAUCUUCCGCGAGUCGACGCUACAACUGUUCGCGCUUCUAACGAUACCGUGUAAAGUAUCUACCGAUCUUUCGACACAAUGGAAACCUUUUCGCUCUUCAAAGUUCUACGCGUUAUCGUGCUUUCGUUCAAAGUCGCUCAACGGGUAGAACGGAUCAAGCGAAGGCGAAGCGAUGAGAAUUGAAACGUAACUUUUCUUUGUAAAUUUUCUUCGGACACCUAUUCAUCUUAUAUCGUUUCGUUUCGUUUCGUUUCAACGAGACAAGUUUCUCGGGAAAUCUAUUCGAUCUUCGUCGUACGUCCUCUUAAUUUUAUUUAUUUUUUAAUGUAUAUUUAUUUCUCCUUUCGUUUUGUAAAUAGGAUUGUCGUUUGAAGUUAAAAAACACGACAAAGAAGGAGAGAAGAGGAAACGAAAGAAUGAAUAAAGGAUAGAGCGUAAGGGUUGGUCGCAAAGCGACCGGUUAACUAGUAUUAAUCUGUAGGCAUGUAAGUUCGCGAUGCGAUUGGUCGCUGAUUGUUAAAAAGCGUUCGAGAAAGAACGGGUUACUGCCAUUGAUACUCGCGCGGAUCUUUGGAUCUCCAUGAUAUUCGCUUAAUUUCGUCGACUGCCACGUUCUCUCGUCCCGUUCCGCGAGCAUUCGAGCGCUCGAAAAGCACCCGCUUUCUUCUCUUGCGAUCCACCUCUGCGAUUCAUCGUCUGCGAUAUCCAAGCGAAAUAUCGCCUUUGCGUUUUCUUUCACGUUUGCGUUCGCGUUCUCGGCAAUUUUAUCUUCUAGACGGGAUCGAAGGAUACACGAUCGGUAGGAGGAGAUGCGCGGACGAACGAUAACGUUCGCCACCUUAACGACGACUAAGGAAUCGAAAAAGAAAAAAAAAAGAAAACGAAUCUGUACAAUAUCGACGCAACGAGGAUAUUCUGUUCGUCGCGUGUAUAUCGAAAACGACCGUUCUUCCUUCCAAGAUAUAAUGCGGAUAACGAGUUGUAUUCGCGCGUACAAAGUGUUUCUAAAUCGCGUUAGACAAGAGGCGACGCUGUUCUUAAGGUAAUGCACCAAUUAGCGAAAGUCAGAUUCGUCGAUAGAAAGCAAUUAGCAGUUUAGACUUCUUUACGUUUCUUUCUUUUUAUCUAACGCGAUCGCCUCUGAACAAUACGUAGACGUCUGAAGGCGUUUCGAACUAAACGGAGCUCAAGCAAAUGCAAAAAAUUUAUUUUUCACUACCUUGCGGUCGUUUCGGACGGAGAAAAUCGAAACACAUUAACCCGGUGCGUACAAAUGCGUUUCCCGUAGUAUUUCCUAAAACAAAGACGGAAUCGAGAUCGCGAUUCGCUGGAGCAUCGAACGAAACCGAACUUGUACAGCUGUCUUUUUAUACGUGAUCGUGCUCGUAGGAAUUUAAAUCGUAUUUUUUACGCACUUUUUCGAAACGGACUCGGAAUUCGAAACGUUCCCGUCGGAUGUAUCUCGUAGAUCGGUUAGAUUGUUAGACAAUCCGGUCCGUUUUCGCUUUCGAAACAAGACGGAUACCCGCAGCUUUCUCGAAUUUUUCCUGUUUCCGAUCGAUUAACCGAAUAUAUCGGCGAUCGAUCGGAACCCGCUACCGACGUAGCCUUAUGGCUUUCGCGUUUCCGAUCCGUCGGGACGGCUGUCGUCCUACCGACAGCUAGGAUCGGAAGAGGAAAGCACGUUUCGGCCUCGCAGACGCCAACAGAAUCGAACGCUUUUUCUAUCGCAAGGAAACCUUCCUUUCCUCGAUGCGAGCCAAACGAACACAGAUAUCCUUCAUAGAUAUUUUCUUAUUUUUUCACGAACGAAUUAGCCCUCGUGGAAGUAGUAGGACCGCGUGUAAGAUAUCGUCGCGAAUAGUAGAAAAAUCGGUGAAAGGAGUUUAGCGAACACGGAGUUGCUCGAACUUCGUAAAAUCUUUGUUUGAUGAGCGGAGAAAUGCUUGAAACUUUUUAUAAUCCCCAUACCUCGUCCUCGGUAGGAUCGGUUAGACAAAUUUCUCCUCCGACAAAUCGGAAAAGAUUCAAAUCUAUUCUUCUAGGAUCAGAAAGCAUCGAUACGGGUGCAGUUAAAGCUUUAUGGUGUCGAGUUUCUCGAUCGAAAGCUUAAGUGAACCUGCAAACGAUAAAGCUUUCACUGUAUUUGAAAAUAUUUUUCCACGCGAACACAUUCGUACACGCGCCCAAUCUAAACGCCUUCUUCUGAAUGUGUCGAUACGAUAUAAAACGCGCGAUCGCGUUAAUCUCGGUUUCGUCUUUGUGGGACAGAUUAUACCUAAGCGUAAUUGUAAGAAAAGAAAACGCGUCGACGAUCGAGUAGAUAAUUAAUAAAAAGGGAACGAAACGACGAUCGCGUUGCGAUCGAUGGAAAACAUAUCACGACGGAAGGACCACUCGUUACUUCGGUAACGUAUCGUGCCGCGUGUAAUGUAGAACGAGAAUAAUUAGAUGCAACGCGAUUGAUUUUUCUUCAUUUACGUUUCGUUCGACUUGCCAUUUCGCGGGUAUCAUCGCGUUCGUUAACGGUCGUCGGCGUGCUCGUCAUUAUCAUCGCUAUCAUCGACAUCAUCAUCAACGGAGGAAGAGUGAUAGAAGCAGAGGAAACACUUAAAACAAUAACAACUGCAACAGCAAUAGCAACGAAAGCGUAAGCAACAAAGUUUUGGAAGAAAAAGAAAAAGAAGACAACUCGGAUCAUAUCGAUGCUGCGACUCGCAGAAAUAUUUUUUUACCGUUUAUCGUCAAGCGUCUUUGCUAUUCUGUUCGUUUUAGAUCCGGCUAGAAGCGAAAUGCGCGCAAACCUGUACGGUCAGAAAGGUCCGAAGGGGGUAGUUUCCGCGAAAAGGAUCGACAAGAAUCUUGGGGAUCAUCGGGAUGCUUCGGGGGUCAAAGAAUAAAUGUGCGUACGUUUGCGUGUGAAAAUGUGGGGUAUGCGUGAAUGAGCGUUUCAUUCAACCCGUUCAUCGUCGACGAUUCCUCCGAAGGUUGUAAAUAAUUCAGAGCCGAAUGACAAUUCGUGGCCAAGACGAGAGACAAAGAGCGAGGAUAUACGAUGGAAGUAAGCGACGAAAGGCGCGAAAAAAAAAAAAGAAAUGAAACGGAUAUGUACGAAUAAUUGUAUAAAGACUGAUUAGACUAACCUUGGUAUUUAUUCUAAUUCGCAGUUAAACGCUAUCGCUUUGCGCGCUCUCGAAUACUCACGGAGCUCGAUACCAAAGCUAUUCAUUCCCAUGGAAAAGCUUCCAUUUUUCUCUUGUUCUUUGACUCGGAACAUUUCCCACCCUCGACUCGACCCAUUUUCGUCGGCGUCGCUCGCUCUUUAUCUCCGGGUUCCACCGAAACUACGGUAUAUCCCUAUUUCUUUAACGCUUCAUCGAAAAAAAGAACGCAGUUUUCUUCUGUUUAAUCGAAAAUACAUCGAAUAUGAAAAGAACGUGGGGGAAAAGAAAAUUCGGUGGAACGGGGUGUUUUUGCGUAUCGUUCAUGUCUUUUCUAAUCGUUCCCCGUGAUUAAUGCUCCUGUUCCGCAUUGUUGUUCCAUACAAACGCGAUUCGUUCGGAUACAGAGCAAAGAGAAAAAGAAAAAUGGUAUGCGCGAUCAUAACAGCGACAUUAUUAUCGUCACAACGUAUCAAUAUUAUUCGACGCAUCGUAUAAGCAAGUAAACUAGAUGUAAACUUUGUAUAUUCAUUUACCAAGAGAAUAAAGAUAAAUUAUUCGAAAAUAAAA